CACCCUGUCCCUUUAAGAGAAGGGGGAGAGCUAGCCCCUCUCAGCCAUCCUGUCCUGUCAUCCAUCCCAGCCAAAUCCGAAAAGGAAAAUGAAAGAGGGACCAAGAGGAACAGGUCCCAGCUGUCUCCCAAGCUCCUGCGCUCAGCUCUAAGCACAGGCCCUGGGCGUCAUGGGAGAGUGGGCGUUCCUAGGCUCCCUGCUGGACGCGGUGCAGCUGCAGUCGCCGCUCGUGGGUCGCCUCUGGCUGGUGAUCAUGCUGAUCUUCCGCAUCCUGGUGCUGGCCACGGUGGGAGGUGCCGUGUUCGAGGACGAGCAGGAGGAGUUCGUGUGUAACACGCUGCAGCCCGGCUGUCGCCAAACCUGCUACGACCGCGCCUUCCCGGUGUCCCACUACCGCUUCUGGCUCUUCCACAUCCUGCUGCUGUCGGCGCCGCCGGUGCUGUUCGUCAUCUAUUCCAUGCACCAGGCCAGCAAGGAGGCGGGUGGCGCGCAGCCGGUCACGCCGUGCACGCGCGGGCGUCCCGAGGCCCCUUGCGCCCCGUGCUCCCUGCGUGCCCGCCGCGCGCGUCGCUGCUACCUGCUGAGCGUGGCUCUGCGCCUGCUCGCCGAGCUGGCCUUCCUGGGUGGCCAGACGCUGCUCUACGGCUUCAGCGUGGCCCCGCACUACGCGUGCGCCGGCCCGCCUUGCCCGCACACCGUCGACUGCUUCGUGAGCCGGCCCACCGAGAAGACGGUCUUCGUGGUCUUCUACUUCGCCGUCGGGCUGCUCUCGGCGCUGCUCAGCGUGGCCGAGCUGGGUCACCUGCUCUGGAAGGGUCGCCAGCGCGCAAAGCUGCUCCCGCCGCCGCCACCACCGGCCGCUCUGCCUUCGCGGCGAGCGGAUCCCGAUCCCUUCGGUCCGCCCGCCUACGCGCACCGCGCACCGGCCGGCGACAGCGAGGGCGGCAGCGGCCACAGCAAGGCGUCGCUGGCCACCGUGCGUCAGGACCUGGCCAUCUAGCGGCGAGGUCCGAGGCCCAACCUUCAGCACCGGGGUCCUUGGAGGCAGAAGCGAGAAGUGGCUUCCUAAAGACGGCGUAGGACCCUGCCUGAGCUGAGGAUGAGCAGAAGGACCCCCCCCAGCAGAAGAUGGGGAACCACCGGGGUUCGGGGCGGGGUGGCGUCGCACUUCUUAGUGCUGUUUGCAGCAGCAUGCUGGGGGCUGCUUUGAAUCAGGGAGCCUGUUUCGUGAUGUGAUCCCUGCGGAAAGGGAGGACGCCAGGGGCCUUGAGAGGAAGCAGACAGGCCAAGGGCACUGGGUGACCUGAUUGUUUUACCGGGGGCGAAAUCAGCAGUGAUGGCAGUGUUCCCAGGCUCCUUGCUUGGUCAGAGAAGUGUACUUCUCUGUGGGCUCUCUGUGCACACAUACGUGCACUCCCAGAUGGGUUGGUUGUUCGUGCACAUUAAACCUCUGUGGACUGUGUGUGUGCAUGCAUGUGUGUGUACACCUGCUGAGGGUGCGCACUAGUAUGCACCUCCCAAGUAACAGGAGGUACAGACCUGUAUUCAUGCAUGUGUGCACACCCAUGCACAUGGAUGUUGCUGUGGGCUCUGUGUGCAAGCAUGUAUGCAUGCAUCCUGUGUAAGCUUUGUGUACACACCUAUACACACACAAUCUGUGUGUGCAUCAACUAACACUGUCAUUCACUACCAGAACCCAAUGCCAGUGGUGGCCAUAAUGCCUUCCUCCCUGCUGGCAUAACCCAGCCACCUGUGAGGGAGCAGUGCCCCUCCCCCAGGAACGGAGGGGGAGGAGAGUCCUGUACAAGGGUCAUCCUAUAGGUUUGUGAUACUGUCAAUGCUGUGCACCCAGACAGCCAAGCUCCACAGUGAGGCAAACUGGGAGUGGGCUGGAAGAUAGAACAGGCCGUGGUGAGGCAGGACGGUGGUGGCACAUGCUUUAAUCCCAGCACUCGAGAGGCAGGUGGAUUUCUUUCUUUUUUUUUU
Mesocricetus auratus (golden hamster) is the source of this 1986-nucleotide messenger RNA. It is a transcript of the gene Gjd3, whose product is annotated as gap junction protein delta 3. NCBI's taxonomy places the organism in Eukaryota, Metazoa, Chordata, Mammalia, Rodentia, Cricetidae. Gene Ontology annotation, cellular component: connexin complex. The record is from RefSeq and is a predicted model, not a curated record. The transcript is spliced from 2 exons. Gene Ontology annotation, biological process: cell communication. Bases 170 to 1000 code for a protein of 276 amino acids.